This is a messenger RNA of Medicago truncatula (barrel medic), 1722 nucleotides long. Its product is annotated as transcription factor AS1. The transcript has 2 exons. Lineage: Eukaryota; Viridiplantae; Streptophyta; Magnoliopsida; Fabales; Fabaceae. The coding region runs from base 327 to 1406 and encodes 359 amino acids. The record is from RefSeq and is a predicted model, not a curated record.
UCUCUUAUUGUGGGGUCUCUCUCUACAUGUCUUGUCUUUUCAAACUUUUCUCUCUCUCUCUGGUCCUUAACCUCUCUCUCUCUCUCUACUACUACUACACCAUGAUAUUGAUAAGGUAAAGUUCCUGCAUUACACUGCACCUCGGUUUUCACUUCCUCUCUUUUUUCAAGAACACCCCAUUUUUCAACUUCUUCUUCCUGUUUCAUGGACCUGAAUUUCUUAGGUUGUUAUUAGACAUACUCACACUGUGACUGAGUGAAUUGAUCCCUUGAAUUGUCAUGAAUUUUCCAGAGACAUUAUGAAGAUUGCAAGUUUCAAGAAACCGGAUGUCGGAUAUGAAAGAUAGGCAGCGGUGGAGAGCAGAAGAGGAUGCAUUAUUACGCGCUUAUGUUAAACAGUAUGGACCUAGAGAAUGGAACCUCGUGUCUCAGCGCAUGAACACGCCUCUUAACAGGGACGCAAAAUCGUGUUUAGAAAGGUGGAAGAAUUACCUCAAGCCAGGUAUUAAGAAAGGAUCUCUCACCGAAGAAGAACAGCGUCUAGUCAUUAGCCUUCAAGCAACACACGGAAACAAAUGGAAGAAAAUUGCCGCGCAAGUUCCCGGUCGAACUGCUAAGAGGUUAGGGAAGUGGUGGGAAGUAUUCAAAGAGAAACAACAAAGAGAAACAAAAGGUAGUAUUAACAGAACUGUCGACCCGAUUAACGAUAGCAAGUACGAACACAUACUCGAAAGUUUUGCUGAGAAACUAGUGAAAGAGAGACCAUCUCCUUCAUUUGUCAUGGCUGCUUCCAAUAGCUCUUAUCUUCAUACCGAUGCACAAGCACCAACUCCGGGAUUGCUUCCUUCAUGGCUAUCGAAUUCAAAUAAUGCAGCACCUGUUAGGCCAAAUUCACCAUCAGUGACACUAAGCCUAUCUCCCUCGACAGUAGCAGCGCCUCCUCCGUGGAUGCAACCAGUACGAGGACCGGACAACGCUCCUCUUGUUCUUGGGAACGUAGCUCCACAUGGCGCUGUUCUAAGUUACGGCGAAAGCAUGGUAAUGUCUGAAUUGGUUGAUUGCUGCAAGGAGUUGGAAGAAGUGCAUCAUGCAUUGGCAGCGCACAAGAAAGAGGCGGCAUGGAGGUUAAGCCGAGUGGAGCUGCAGUUGGAGUCAGAGAAAGCGAGUCGAAGGAGGGAGAAGAUGGAGGAAAUCGAAGCGAAGAUAAAAGCUUUAAGGGAGGAACAAGCUGUUGCUUUGGAUAGAAUUGAAGGAGAAUAUAGGGAACAGUUAGCAGGGCUGAGAAGAGAUGCUGAAACCAAAGAGCAGAAAUUGACUGAACAAUGGGCUGCGAAGCAUUUACGCCUUACCAAGUUUCUAGAACAAGUAGGGUGUAGAUCAAGGCAUGCUGAAUCAAAUGGAAGAUAGAUAGAAAGAGAGACAGACAUCACUUUCAGCAUUUUGAUCUAGUUAAGGUUUUGUGUGAUUGAGUUUUAUGCAGUUUUAUGGUCCUUGUUAGUUUUUGUUCUUUGUUCCUAUUUGAUUAAAAAAUGUUCUUAUAGAUGCAUAUUAAUAUCCUAUCUUUUCAUACAACUUGAGGACUUUGCAUUUGCAUUAGGGGUUUAUCUAAUGGUUUUUUUUUUAUUUUUGGGUCACUUUUGUAAUAAUAAACUUUAUGAUGAGGAAGAUGUGUACUGUUGUAGUACUGGUAUAUGGUUUUUAUGCACUAUAUUUCAUAAUUGAA